AUGAGUGUCUACAACCUCUCGAUGCUACUGCUGUGUGCAUUCAUCGCCAAUUUUCAAGGAAUUGCUGCUGUGAAAAUUGAUGAUGUAUCGUUUAAGCCACCAUUUGAGGUCGUAGACUCGGAAGGUCAGCGUAUUGUCAACACCACGUGGUCACAUGGCGGUCACGCGGACAUAAAAAAACACUUUAUUCGUCUUACUACCGACCGCCAGAGUAAGCGUGGCUACCUGUGGCAGAAAGAACCUGUUGGACGCGAUGAGUUAUCUGUUAUCAUGACAUUUCGCAUAUCUGGUCAGGGUUUGCGAUGGUUUGGCGACGGCAUUGGUUUGUGGUUCACCGAUCAGAAGGUGUUUGUAGCCGGUAUCAAUCAUGGAUUUACUGAUAAAUACAAGGGCGUGGGUGUCGUUAUUGACACAUUUAAUAACCCAGAUCAUAAGGGAGGCCACAAAGACAUCAGCGUGUUUGUGAAUGACGGGACCAAGACAUUUGAUCAAAUGCAAGAGGAAAAGCGCGCUGGAUGUAAUGCAAAUGUACGCCAUAACGAGAAAAGCGCAAACUUUGGUCCUGCUUUCAGCAUCUCGCGUAUCAAAGUCAAGAUUGACAAGUCACGAUUGGUUGUGGAGGUGGAUGAGGAAUCGACAGGUCAAUGGGUCGCCUGCCACGAGAUGACGUUGCCAUUUAAUGGAGAUUGGCUACAAACAUCUACUAUCGGUGUCACAGCUGCUACCGGUGCACUGGCCGACAACCACGAUAUUAUUCGAUUCGACGCAUUUACGGACUUUACCGACACGACUAUUGGUGCUGUGGACUCGGAAACGGUGAUGAAUUCAGUGUCUCAAGAGUACAAAAAAUGGAUUGAUUCGCCAAACUGUGGCACGGACUGCCUGAUUGCAGUGUUGAAGAAAGAGCUACAAAACUUUCGCGUUGAAGCCGAGCAUCGUUUUGCAGAUUUAAAAGAAAAGACGGAAAACACAGUAGCGAAACUCAAGAAGCAAGAGAGUGAGAAUGAGCGUCGAGUGCGUGAGAUCGAUGCUAAGGUCAGAAAGGGUAUUGAUAUGUCACUUGAGAACACGAAGAAAGUGUUGGGCACUGAAUUGAAUGAAAAGAUCACCAAGCAGCUUGAGGAGAAUCCUGAUAUUGCCAGCGGCGGCUGGAAGACACCGUUUGCAUUGCUAUUCAUUAUCUUGAUGGCAGGUGCUGCAUACGUGUACCGCAAGUAUCAACUGCUUAUGAAAUCGCAUUUGUUGUAG
This is a messenger RNA of Plasmopara halstedii, 1248 nucleotides long. RefSeq names its product lectin, putative. Gene Ontology annotation, cellular component: COPII-coated ER to Golgi transport vesicle; endoplasmic reticulum membrane; endoplasmic reticulum-Golgi intermediate compartment. Gene Ontology annotation, biological process: endoplasmic reticulum organization; endoplasmic reticulum to Golgi vesicle-mediated transport; Golgi organization. The transcript has a single exon. The record is from RefSeq and is a predicted model, not a curated record. Bases 1 to 1248 code for a protein of 415 amino acids. Gene Ontology annotation, molecular function: D-mannose binding. Lineage: Eukaryota; Oomycota; Peronosporomycetes; Peronosporales; Peronosporaceae.